AUGUGCGCAAGCGCGGCCGCGGCUGCGGCGCCGCCGGAUCCGGAGUUGCAUGACAAGCAUGCAUCAAUCAAGACUGGCAGCAGCCUCUGCGCACGCGCCCUGCCAGGCCGGGCCGGGCCUGGGGCCCCUGAGGGGUCUUCCUAUGGCACCGGCGCAGCUCGCACUCAGGGCAGGCUGCUGGCCAUAGCUGGCGACACCACGCCACCUAACUAUACCUAG
Coccomyxa subellipsoidea C-169 is the source of this 219-nucleotide messenger RNA. RefSeq lists its product as hypothetical. The transcript is spliced from 2 exons. The coding region runs from base 1 to 219 and encodes 72 amino acids. Lineage: Eukaryota; Viridiplantae; Chlorophyta; Trebouxiophyceae; Coccomyxaceae. The record is from RefSeq and is a predicted model, not a curated record.